Molecule: messenger RNA, 1455 nt
Organism: Aspergillus homomorphus CBS 101889
Lineage: Eukaryota; Fungi; Ascomycota; Eurotiomycetes; Eurotiales; Aspergillaceae
Product: aminopeptidase P family protein
Exons: 2
Coding region: 1-1455 (484 amino acids)
Molecular function (GO): manganese ion binding; metalloaminopeptidase activity
Source: RefSeq, a predicted model, not a curated record
AUGCGUGUCUCACUCCGCCCGGAGCUUGUCUCCGACCUGAAUGUCUGCAAUGUCCGUUGGUCCGUGAAGGGCAACGAGUUCGACAAAUAUCCAGCCAAGCAGCAUGCGCGUAGGGUCGCGACGAAGCUGGGGGUUUCCAGCGGUCUUAUCUAUCUGGCCGGCACGCCAACAGUCAACUGGGGCGAUUCCGAUCAACCACGGACCUUCCGACAGAGACGCUACUUCUACUACCUCGGCGGAGUCGACGAGCCCGAUUGCUUCCUGACCUACGACAUCAAGAAAGAUUUGUUGAUUCUCUAUGUUCCCGACUUCGAUCUGCACCGGGCGAUUUGGAUGGGCCCGACCCUGACCGCCGAUGAGGCUCAACGGCGGUUCGAUGUAGACAGAGUACGCUACUACGCCUCCCUGAACAGCGAUAUUACGUCUUGGGCCAAAGAGUACAACGACACCACGCCCGUGUAUGUUCUCCAUACAAGCCAGCAACCCGAGCUACCAGACAUUAAGCUUCGAGUAGACGAUGAGUGCCUUCUCCCUGCGAUGGAUGCGGCUCGAGUGAUCAAGGACGACCACGAAAUCCAAUUAAUCCGCCAGGCCAACAUUAUUUCCGGUCUGGCGCAUCGGAAUGUGCUAGAGAAAAUCCACAAGAUGACCAACGAGGCGCAGAUCGAGGGUCUAUUUCUGGACACAUGCGUGUCCCAUGGCGCGAAGAACCAAGCGUACGAGAUCAUCGCCGGUUCGGGCCCCAACGCCGCCACCCUCCACUAUAUCAAGAACAACGAACCUCUCAAGGGACGACAGCUGGUCUGUCUAGAUGCGGGGGCGGAAUGGGAGUGCUAUGCGAGCGACGUCACCCGGACCUUUCCGCUGGGCGCGGACUGGCCCAGUGCGUACGCUCGCGACAUCUAUCAACUCGUAGAGAAGAUGCAAGAGGAAUGUAUCAGGCGAAUCAAACAGGGGGUGCGGUUUCGGGACUUACAGACCCUGGCCCACGACAUCGCCAUUGAAGGGUUGCAACGGCUUGGCGUACUCAAGUCUGGCACCGUAGAGGAGAUCCGUCAAUCGGGGGCGUCGGCAGUCUUCUUCCCCCACGGACUGGGACACCACGUAGGACUGGAGGUCCACGACGUCUCGGAGAAGCCAAUUACGGCGCAGGGCCAGCGGCGGGGAAGACGUGACUUGGUGCCGCCCACCAACCUGUCGUUUCCGGUGCUGGAGGAAGGCAUGGUGGUGACGGUCGAGCCCGGCAUUUACUUCUCGCAGCUGGCGUUGGCCAACGCUCAGAAGCAACCGCUCGCGCGCUACAUCGACUUCGUCGAAGCGGUGAAGUAUAUCCCCGUCGGUGGGGUGCGCAUCGAGGACGACAUCCUGGUGACGAGGACGGGAUACGAGAACCUGACGACGGCGCCAAAAGGGAAGGCAAUGCUGGAGAUCAUCCGUCGCGGGAUCGACAAUUAG